AACAUAUAGCGUAGAUGGUGAGUUAGACAGAGAAGGGCAGAGCGAGAGAGCGAGAGGCAUGGAAAUGGAGUUGGAGCCCCGGGUGAAACCUUUGCCCUACAAGGUGAAAGCCACAUCGAGGGAGUCGCCAUCUCAGAAGGCCACUCACGUCCUCGAUUCCGACCUCCGCACCCACUGGUCCAGCGGCACCAACACCAAAGAGUGGAUUUUACUUGAACUCGACGAGCCUUGUCUGCUAUCACAUGUACGGAUUUAUAACAAGUCUGUGCUUGAAUGGGAAAUUGCAGUUGGCUUGCGUUACAAGCCAGAGACAUUUGUCAAAGUUCGCCCACGCUGUGAAGCACCUCGACGUGACAUGGUGUACCCCAUGAACUACACCCCAUGUCGCUAUGUGCGAAUAUCUUGUUUGCGGGGAAAUCCCAUAGCUAUUUUCUUUAUUCAGCUGAUUGGUGUUUCGGUCACUGGUCUUGAUCCUGAAUUUCAACCAGUUGUUAAUUACUUGUUGCCUCAAAUCAUAUCACACAAACAAGAUGCUCAUGAUAUGCAUCUUCAGUUGCUUAAAGACCUGACAGAUCGGUUGCUUGUGUUCCUUCCACAACUUGAGGCAGACCUUACAAGCUUUUCUGAUUCUGCUGAGCCUAAUUUACGUUUUCUUGCUAUGCUUGCUGGUCCAUUUUAUCCAAUACUCCACAUUGUGAAUGAACGAGCAACAGGAAAGUCUCUCAGCAGUAUUACAGACUCUGAAGGCUCUAAGAAUUGUCAGCUAUCAUCGGCCUUAACUGUUUCUUCUAACUUUGAGCCUCAGAGGUCACGCAUGUCACCUUUUGUCUUUUCCACAUCCAGUUCCAUUGCAUUUCGUCCUGAUUCGAUUUUCGUGCUGUUGAGAAGGGCAUAUAAAGAUUUUGAUCUGGGAACUGUUUGCAGAAUGGCUUCCAGAAUCCUUCAGAAGUUCAUAGAGCCUGUUACAGUGCAAGAAGCAUCAACCUCUCCUAAUGCAGCAACCCCUGAUGAGGACGAGACAUCAAAACCUGAAUUAUCUAAUUCAUUUCCUGUAGUAGAUUACUCAGAUUUGUUUGGAGAAGAAUUUCGUAUUCCUGUUGAUCCCUGGGACUCCAGCUAUCUUAACAUCUUAGAUUUAGGGGAAGUGGAAGAGGGGAUUUUACAUGUUCUUUAUGCUUGUGCGUCACAGCCUCUACUUUGCAGCAAAUUGGCGGAGGGAACUUCUGACUUCUGGUUUGCAUUACCUCUUGUACAAGCAUUGCUACCAGCACUUCGCCCUACUGUGAACAGUCCUUUUGAUGUUGUUGAUGAAAGUUUUUCGCAAUGGAAGCAGCCUAUUGUGCAACAAGCCCUAUCUCAGAUUGUGUUGACAUCAGCAUCAUCAUUAUACCGUCCACUUCUUCAUGCCUGUGCUGGCUAUUUAUCGUCAUUUUCGCCAUCACAUGCAAAGGCUGCAUGCGUUCUGAUUGAUCUGUGUGCCAGUGCAUUUGCACCUUGGAUGGCUCAAGUGAUUGCAAAGAUUGAUCUGGCUGUGGAACUUCUAGAGGAUCUCUUGGGUAUAAUCCAGAGUGCUCGCCAUUCCCUAACUCGUGCUCGGGCCGCCUUAAAGUACCUUCUUCUUGCUCUGUCUGGUCAUAUGGAUGAUAUACUAGGGAAGUAUAAGGAAGCUAAGCACAGAAUUCUUUUUCUCGUGGAGAUGCUUGAGCCUUUUCUUGAUCCUGCCAUAACCACCAUGAAGAGCACACUACCUUUUGGAGAUUUUUCUUCUACUUUUCCGGAAAAGCAAGAACAUGCUUGUGUGAUUGCCAUCAAUGUUAUCCGGACAGCGGUAAGAAAGCCAGCCGUUCUUCCUUCUUUGGAAUCUGAAUGGAGGCGUGGCUCGGUGGCCCCUAGCAUACUUCUCUCAAUACUGGAACCUCACAUGCAGUUGCCUCCUGAAAUUGAUCUUCGCAAGUAUCCUAUGUCGAAACCACUUGAGCCUGAUUCUUCAAAUAUUUUACAUCUUUCCUCUGUCCCUUGCGAAGGAGGAGCUUCUUCAAAAUUAAAUAGCCAAGAUGACUAUGAUGGAAGGGCAGAUAUUUCUGAUGCAGCCAUGAAGACUGAUGUUUCUGAAGACGUCCGCCUAUUUUUUGCACUUCCAGAACUUCAGAGCAUAGCUCUGACAAAUUUUACUGGUGGUCAAGACGAGAAUGGCCCUGUUUCUAACCAUGAGGAGGCUAUCUCAGAUCCAAUACAGGGGACCGAGGAAAAUGUUACUCACCGGAUUCAUACUGACUUAGCAUUAGAUGCUGGUUUCACUGCUGAAUACUUUAACUUGCAUGCAGAUUAUUUACAACUCAUAAAUUAUCGAGACUGUGAGCUAAGAGCUUCUGAGUUUCGGCGUUUGGCUUUGGAUCUACACUCUGAGAGUGAGAUUACAGAUGAGGGUCACGAUGCUGCUAUAGAUGCUUUGCUCCUAGCAGCAGAGUGCUAUGUCAAUCCCUAUUUUAUGUUGUCUUUUAAAGGCAGUCCAAAAUUUAUGGACCAGAUGAACAUUAGCAAGGCUAGAAUUCCCCAAAAUCAUGACAUUUUGGAGCUGAGAAUGGUUUCUGAAAAGAGUAAAACCAAUCUAAAACAAAUAGCUCAUUUUGAAAAGAAAAGAGACAAAAUUGUUCUUCAAAUACUGAUUGAGGCCGCUGAAUUAGACAGGAAGUAUCAGGAAAGAAUGUCAGUUGAGGGACAACAUUCCUCCUACACUGAAGGAUUUGAUGAGAAAGUCAUCCAGCUAUCUCCCUGGAUAUACAAUUGGCUGAUGCUAUCACCUUGGUUCGGCAAAAUCAAGCCCUAUUGUGCAACUUUCUGAUUCAACGAUUGCGGAGAGAGCAACAUUCGAUGCAUGAAAUUCUGAUGCAAAGUCUUGUGUUUUUGUUGCAUUCAGCCACUAAGCUAUACUGUGCUCCUGAAUAUGUGAUUGAUAUAGUGUUAGGAUCUGCUGAGUACUUAAAUGGUAUGCUAACAUCCCUUUAUUGUCAGUUUAAAGAUGGCAAUUUACAACUGGAGCCUGAGAAAAUACAUGGGAUACAACGACGGUGGAUACUUCUUCAAAGACUAGUAACCGCUUCAAGCAGUGGUGAUGAAGGGGCAGGCUUUGCGAUCAA
Messenger RNA from Juglans microcarpa x Juglans regia, 3137 nucleotides. RefSeq lists its product as uncharacterized. The record is from RefSeq and is a predicted model, not a curated record. NCBI's taxonomy places the organism in Eukaryota, Viridiplantae, Streptophyta, Magnoliopsida, Fagales, Juglandaceae. The coding region runs from base 59 to 2842 and encodes 927 amino acids. The transcript is spliced from 17 exons.